AUCUGGCGCACAGAUCUGGAUUUCCUGCUGGGAGAACGAGACCGUCUGGUGCUGAGCUUCAUGAUCACCCCUCCCGCCCUCGCGUCUGCCACCUCCAACACCUCCUUUUUACCCUCCACUCCCCUCUCCACAAUGCCGCCCCCCGCCCCUCACUCACUGCCCCUCAGCAUCAAGCAUCCUGUGCGGGAGAUCGCUAUCAACGAUGAAACUCAAUGGGGUCCUGUAUCGGCAGAGAUUGUAAACUUCGCGAUAGCUCUAGUAGUUUACACAAUACGUUACCCGGCCGUGUUCUGGAAUACGAACAAAUGGUUUGGCAUCCUAUUCUCCAUUCAACUACUCGUCAACAGCUGUCAGAUAUUGUUGGUCUACGCUGGAGUAUGCGUCAUCUACAAGGUUCACGUGAUUGGGCCGACUGAAGCCCUGCCUUUACUGCAGCAUCGCUCCACCUUAUCACUGGGUAUUCCACAGCAUUUUCUGCUGAAUGCCCACAUCACACUGGGUCUAUUCCUCAUGUCCACUCUACUAGUCACACUCUCCAGUAUGGUGCUCUAUCUCUAUGGCUAUGGAAGGCUGAACGCAUUCAUGAACCGGCAACGUUCCCGCAACGUGAUCACCCUGGGCUCCGGGGAGGGUAGCGGCCACGGCUGGGGGUACUUCUCGCACUGUGCCGCCCUCAGUGUGCUGGUGGCACUGGCCGUGUGCCAGGCACCCCUGCUCUACGACUGCACCAUCGUCUAUAGGGGUAGUCUCAGCAGUGCAGUGCUCGCCUGUGUUUGUGGCGCUGUCGUCCAUCUUUUUCUAUGGGUUCUUCUCUGGCUUGCACUCACUCUGAAGCAACAUUGGAUCUUCAAGCUCCGCGUGACCGUGGGUCGUGCCGCAGUUAGAUCAGCCAGAUCGAUCCGCCUGGUGACUGAAGUGGAUCUGUUGUCGGCGACUGACGCGACUGCGCCGCUUCUGAUAGUCGGCAACGGACGCACCUACACUGUUGCCGAGACUUCGCCCAAGAAGGCCAUCAUGACUGUCAUCCACAAGUCCAUUCAGGACAAGCGAGGCAAGACAGGAGAACACAGAAGCCAGUCACGUGAUUGGUUGGAGAAGGACGACGAGCAAAUCUAUUGGCUGAGGCCGAAGCCACGAUCUCCCAAGAACUCUCCUGAUUCGUCCACAUCGACUCGCAUCGAUUGGAUCAAAAAGCCCGCCCCAACCAAGCACAAAGUCACUUUUGAUCCAUCCUCCAAGAAGCUAGAGAGAGAUGAAGAUGAUGACGGUGACUAUGCAAGACUGAGAGAGUUGCCACUCCUCACAGCAUCUGUUGACCCUGGUGAUGACACUGCUUCAGAAGAUAAUAAGCUAUUGGAGUGUGUACAGAUGGGCGUGGUCACGUAUGCGAGCACCAAUCGCGACCUGCUACUCCCUGGCGGCGGAUCGAGGGACUACGAGGAUCCCAGUCCCCUCCUCACCCCCGACAGGGAUGACUUGCCUCCUCCUCCCAGUCCUCCUCCGUCCAACCCCUCCCCUCCUCCACCACCGCCUCCUCUGGCCAACCCGGGUGCGGUUAGCGUCGAUACUCCAGCUACUCCACGCUGCUUGAGACGAGCCGACUCAGGUAUGCCUGGGGAGGAGGGCCUGACCCCUCGCUCAGACUCGGUGAGCACUGAGGCAUCCGGCAGUGGGGGGUCCCCACCUGACAACAGUGAGACAUCCAGCGGCGUCCACUCCAGCUCCAGUCGAGAGUCGGCGCAACAACAACAGAGGCGCUCCACAAGUGUCGACGAUCUGGCAACUGAUGCUGCUAACAAGGUCCAGCCACAAUGGAGGAGCUUCUCGCUGCAGCGAGGGGUCCAGCCUCCCCAGGCACAGGAUAUCGUCCACUUUGGCCAGGUGCGCAUGAACGGCAACGCCACUGCGCAUGCGCCGGAACCCAUCUACGGCCCCUAUCGGCCGCACCAGCCGGCCGAACCCAUCUACCGGCCGCACCAGCAUCUGCUCGGGCCCCACGGUCUCCUAAAGAGUCCGCCGGUUAUCAAUGAGGUGGCCGAAGAGGACACUGUUGUCAUCAGGAGGCGACAGAUGAUGAACAUACCGGAGGAGACAGAGAGCGCAUCUGCCUUACAACACCACCAUAACCAACAAAAGCAAAUGCACCUGCAAAAUCAACACAAAAUGUUGCACCAACAAACCCAGCACAUGCUGCACCAACAAAACAUGUUGCACCAACAAACCAUGUUGCAAGAUCAGCGCUACAACCAGUAUUGUUCCCAGGGGCAAGCGGAGACGUCGACAAGUGGCGGCCACACAGUGGUCGCAGUGGGAGGACUCGAGCCACCGUUCGGCCGCUCCACCAACAUGCGGAUGACAUCAUUCACCGACCGACCUGUGACGUCACACACGGACCGUCCAGCCACACUGCCCCACUACCCUACACAGAACAUCGGUGCGGCCUAUCCACACUGCUCCACCAUGCCGCUGCCGGUGUCAACCGGUUCUUUGCCGCCCGGUGUGAACCAUGCCGCCUCGUCCGGUGUGAACCAUGCCUCUUGUCACUCGUUCCCGCGUCAGCAUACUACCAUACCGACCCAUCACAAUGGGGUCAGGUUGUUUAAUCCCAACCCCUACACUAAACGCAUGCCUUUCACGCAUAAAGUGGCGAAUGGACAUGUAGGGGAGCAUCAUUCGUUUCCUCAGAUUAUGAACCUUGUCAAGCAUAAAACCGAGAGGGACUCGGCCAACUUUUCGCUCGCGUCUAGUGGGGACUCUGACUCUUGUAUGCCUCACACAUAGAUGUAAUAAUAGUUGCGUUUCAAGAGUCUAACUUAAGAACACAAUCUCUAGUGUAUUUUAUUCAAUUCCAGAUUAUAAUUAUAUGGGUCUUGAGUCUUUUAGGGCAAGUUUCCGAGCUCGAGAUAACUUCUAGACUUUAAACAGCUGGAGUCAGAAAAUUGGCUUUCCGGAACUGGGUGUAGUCACAGUCCACGUUUAAAUUGAAUUUC
Molecule: messenger RNA, 2990 nt
Organism: Nilaparvata lugens (brown planthopper)
Lineage: Eukaryota; Metazoa; Arthropoda; Insecta; Hemiptera; Delphacidae
Gene: tinc
Product: protein tincar
Source: RefSeq, a predicted model, not a curated record